UGACUUUUUAAAUGAUAUCUGCUUUUGAUUGAACAAAAGACAGAUGUCGGGUUAUCUAUGGUGAUAAUGGUGUUCAAGUUCAAAGAGUGCAGUGGAUGGUGUCAGUUCACAAGAGAGCUGACAACAUAACUGUCCCAGACCCACCAAAGCCAUGGCCGAGUCAGAGGGUCAGACUAUGCAGCCUAUGCUUAACAAUGGUCCCAGGCCUGCACAGGAGGGCAUGAAGGGUCCCCAGUAUUUCUUCACCAUUGCAGCCACCAUGAGUGCGUUCUGUGCGGGUACUGCGCUAGCUUGGACUGGUCCCGCUCUGGAGGUGAUCGUAGCUGUGGGUAACGCCACGCGAGACCCAGACACCAUCUCUAUCACUGAGGAGCAAGGCUCAUGGGUCGGUGCACUCAUGCCAGUAGGAGCCCUGGUAGGGGCGCUGCCUGCUGGCUACUUCUGCAAUCUCUUUGGCCGCAAACUUGUCUGCAUCUCGCUGGCCAUCCCCUUUAUCAUCAGCUGGUGUCUCAUAACAAUGGCAUCAAGUGCAUGGGAGCUGUACAUUGCCAGACUCAUCGUAGGUGUAGCUACUGGAGCCUCCUCAGCUGUUGCUCCCAUGUACGUUGGGGAAAUUGCUGAGAGCUCAGUCAGAGGUUCUUUGGGCUCAUUUUUCCAGUUGAUGAUAACAGUUGGAAUCCUGUACGUUUACGUUCUUGGUGCAUGUGUAUCAUACACUACUUUGGCCAUCAUGUGUGGCAUUGUCCCCAUUGGCUUCCUCCUGAUGUUCUUCAGAGCCCCUGAAACUCCAGUCUAUCUCCUGCAGAAGAAUCGUCGAAGUGACGCUGAGGAAUCUCUGAGGAGACUGAGAGGGCCGUACUAUGAUGUCAAGAAUGAAGUGAAUGAGCUCCAAAGAGAGCUCGAGAAGUCUUCAGAUAACCAAGCUUCAAUAAGCGAUAUAUUCAAGAGGAAAUCUGCUCUACGAGGCCUUCUGAUUGCAUUGGGCUUGAUGACCUUCCAACAACUUUCAGGAGUAAAUGCUGUUAUUUUCUAUGCUAAUGCUAUAUUCAGGGAUGCUGGAAGUACUUUGAGCCCCUCUGUUUCAGCUAUAAUUGUAGGAGUAGUCCAAGUAAUCGUUACUUAUGCUUCUUCCCUCCUUGUAGACAAAGCCGGACGUAGAAUUCUUCUGCUGAUCUCAGCUGUAGUGAUGGCAAUCUGUCAAGGAUUGCUCGGCUUCUAUUUCUACCUACAAGAGAGUGGAAGUGAUGUCAGUAGUUUAACAUUAAUCCCACUCUCAAGUGUUGUCCUCUACAUCAUCAUAUUCUCCUUGGGUUUUGGUCCUAUCCCCUGGAUGAUGACUGGGGAAUUGUUUGCACCUGAUGUGAAAGGUCCAUCGACUGGAAUAGCUGUUGGACUCAACUGGCUGUAUACAUUUAUAGUUACAAAAACCUUUACUCCUUUCAAGAAUCUGUUGGGCAUGGGUGUUACAUUUGGCAUAUUCAGUGUCAUAUGUGCAAUAGGAGUGGUGUUUGUCCUGUUAAUGGUUCCUGAGACUAAAGGAAAAAGUUUAGAUGAAAUUCAACAAAUUUUAGGUGGUAAGAAACCAAAAAGAAACAAUGUAGUUGCAUGAUUAAUUAAAAUUUUAUAAUGUUUGUGUCUUUGAAUGAACUGUAAAUUUUCAUACUUUAGGAUAUGAACUUAACAGGGUAAUUAUUUAAAAGACAAAGACUGGCAAUAGCUGUGAUUUUAUCUUUGUUUCACUGUCAAUAACAGUGAAUUGAUUUUUAAUAUUAAGUAUAGCUUAAUAAUUACGAAUUUAGGUUAAUAUUUUUCUAAAAAUAUGUUGAUUCUAUUUUAUAUCGAAUCUUGUCUAUUUUUAUACACCUUGGUUUAAGUUAUUGUAAUAAAACUCAUAAGAAAUCUCAACAAAUUGAUAUUCUUUUAUUAAAAAAUAUAAUAAGAACAACAAUAAUUGGCUAUUUUUUCUAAAAUAUUCUCACUUAUGGACAGUAGGUAAAAGUGUGUCCUGUGUAUAUGUUGUCAUUUUAUGUACACAUAUAGUAAAAUAAUUGUAUGAUAAUAACUUUAAGUGAGGUUCCUGAUGAAUAAGAUUAUGCAAGUUAUGGUUUUAUAAUAGUUAAUUAAUAUUUGAAAUUGGUAUAGAAUGCUAUUUUAUUGUAAAAACUGUUGAACAUUCUACUAUAUGAACAUACAUUAUAUAGUCCACCUAAUAAUGUAGUUUUGUAUCAUUAAUAUUACAUUUGUCAAAUAGUUGACAUUAAUUAUUCUUAUAUAAUUGACUAUGGCCAGUGACUAUGUGCAAUAUUUUGUAAAUAAUAAUUUAUAUAGUGCUAUAAUUUGUAUUUGCACAUUAAUUUGUACAAACAUAUUUUAAGUCUUAAUGUUUGGAAUGCUAAUGUUUUAUAGUUAAAAUUGAUUAGUUAUAUAAAAUAAAUAUUUACUGUAUAUAGAAAAUUUGUGUUACAUUUCCUUGAACAUAAAAUGCUAGUAAAUAAAUAAAAUAAUUUUGAAGAAUUUAAAUACAAUUUUUAUGACAAUCUAGAAGAAAAUAACUAAACAGUCUUUGCUAUACUCUAAAUGAAUUUAGUAGGCACCUAAUGGGUGACAAAAUUAACAGUGAACACUUUAACUUUCCAAAUGUAAUAAGUGUACUUUAAAAAUUAAAACCGUGUUUUAUAAAAAGGAAUUUUUAAUCAAUAACA
Molecule: messenger RNA, 2702 nt
Organism: Homalodisca vitripennis (glassy-winged sharpshooter)
Lineage: Eukaryota; Metazoa; Arthropoda; Insecta; Hemiptera; Cicadellidae
Product: facilitated trehalose transporter Tret1-like
Exons: 5
Coding region: 152-1609 (485 amino acids)
Biological process (GO): transmembrane transport; carbohydrate transport
Cellular component (GO): membrane
Molecular function (GO): sugar transmembrane transporter activity
Source: RefSeq, a predicted model, not a curated record